AUGCUGAUGCCGGUGCGCGAACAUCUAGGCGCAGCACGCGAAGCGGACGCAGAUGCUGGCGCACCUGCCGCCGUACCUGACGGACGUCGUGCGCGCCGCGACGCGCGAGGUGCGGGAUCUGGAGAAGGACGUGGUCGCGCUGCUGGAGCCGUUCCAGGGCUCGUUCGACCCGUCGGCGGACCAGGCGGUGGCGUGCACGCUGUUGGUGAACCACCUGACGAUGCGGCGCAACAAGCGGUGCCUGCUGGCGUACCACCGCACGCGGACGGACAAGCUGGAGGAGCUCGUCUGGAGCGGCUCCGACGUCGCGGACCUGUCGGGCCAGCAGGUGCGCGCGACGACGGCGACGGGGCGCGCGACGAGCAGCCUGAGCCCGCAGGAGGAGGACUACGUGCGGCAGUACAGCGAGCUGCUGGCGGCGUACAGGGGCCAGUGGACGGAUAUCGAUCUCACAGGGAGCUUGCAGCCGCCGCGAGACUUGUUUAUAGACGUGCGCGUGCUGAAGGAUGCCGGCCAGAUAGAGAUGGAAUAUGGGUCGAUGCAUUUGACGAAGAAUAG
Cordyceps fumosorosea ARSEF 2679 is the source of this 558-nucleotide messenger RNA. RefSeq lists its product as hypothetical. NCBI's taxonomy places the organism in Eukaryota, Fungi, Ascomycota, Sordariomycetes, Hypocreales, Cordycipitaceae. The record is from RefSeq and is a predicted model, not a curated record. Bases 1 to 558 code for a protein of 185 amino acids. The transcript has 2 exons.